AUGGGUGGAUCACGAUGGACUAAGUUUUUGCUAGGCGCACUCUUAGUGCUGGGCACUACUUCUGCAGCCCCUCUUAGAGUGGAGAAAAACGAUAAUAUGAAGCAGGUCCGACGGAAUGGCCAGCUACUAGAACGAGAACUUCCUUCAAUCGUGUAUGGAACGAAGAUACCCGACGAAGGUGUUCCGACAAUUACGACGGAAAUAAUCGAGCCUACCACUGACGCUGUUGCGCAGCCUAUUAUAACUACUGAAGAAGAGAUAGCACCUGAGACUACAUCGACAGAAGAUUAUUUGGAGCCAACUUCAACAUUCUCUUCUACACAGACAACUGAGGAAAUUAUAACGACCACAGAUCCAGUUAUAACCCAAGAUCCAGAGCCAACUUCUACUGCAGAGGAGACUACUGAAGAGCCAAGGACUACUGAGGGGGCAAUUACGACUGAAGAACCAAGUCCUAUUGAGGAACCAACCACUACUGAAGAAGUUGCACCAACUACAACAACCGAGAUCUCUACAACUCUAACUACACAACAGCCGAGCUCUUCUACUUUGGGAACCGAGACAUCUUCUGAGCUGCUCGAAACCACGGUUGAAACGGCUAGCUCUACGAAGUCUGAGGCUCUUUAUGGGCCUACCAUGACAUCUCAAAGCUCUAUUCUCACCACUAUCACUACUGAUGAACUCAAAGCCACUUCAACAAAUGCGAAGGAUUCAGAAACAUCAACAGCGCAAUAUGAAAUGCCCCCAACAAUCGAGACUACCAGUUCAUCAACUACAAGUUCUGACGUGGUCCCGACUGAUUUGUUCACUGAAUCUGGUUUCAAAACAAUCGAGUCCCCAACUUCUUCAUCUACACUGGCAGAGCCAGUUCAAACUAGUUCGACAACUGAGGAUAGUCCGGAGACUACUAGCAUAGAUGCUCUCCCAACAGAUUUACUCACCGAGCCUGGAUUUACGACAAUCGCGCCUCCAACUUUAUCUACAUCGGUGAAAGUUAUCCCAACCACUACAGAAACGACUGAGAACCAAAAGACUACUAGCACGAGCUCUUCCAUUGAGGCUACGACGUCUGAAUCCUCGACUGAGCAGGCGUAUCCAACUGACCUGUGUGGUGAGUUGAACCAACCUGACUGCCCAGAUGAAACAACAGGAACGCAGACGUCACAUGUUCCAACGACCUCAGCUGGGCAAGCAUAUCCAACCGACUUGUGCGGCGGGUUGAAUCAACCAGACUGUCCAGACGCAACGAGCGAUACUAGCAGUGAGAUGGCACCAAGUACAAUUUCUGAAGUAAUCAGUCCCACGACGGAGAUAGAUAGUGUCACUACCGGUACGAAGGCUUCUGCCACGUCUAGUAUAGAAAGUACUUCGUCGAUAGAAGAAACUAUAACAUCAGAGCCUGUCGUGCCUACUGGGACUCCGGGCUUUGGUCCAGGAUUCAGUUUUAUCACGCCGCCGUUCUCGAGCACCACAGGCACUUCUGAAGAUCUCACUGAAACGACGAGUUUUACGACCGCCCUCGAGCCGACGACAGUUCUAUCUACGGUGAGAUUGACUACCUUGGAGACUGUCAGUUCGAGAACUACCACAAAAUAUGACACAGUCAUUCUUCCGCCCCCGGCACCACCCGUUCCUUCGGAGGCCUCGACAUCAUCAGAAGUUCCAGCCACUACAAGCAUUCCUGAGUACGCGGCUCCGACCACAGAGGCCUCUAGUCCUAAUCCGGUUCCAUCUCAGGGAGGAGGAGGGCCUGACAUUGUUUUGCCCUCUUCAACCUCAGAUAUCCUUAAUCCAACCCCAACAGAAGUAGUCGGAACUCCUACUGAAGUUGUACCAUUACCAACUUCUGAAUAUGCGGCCCCUACUACCGGAGUCCAGGGUCCUACCGCAGCUCCAUCUCAAGAAGGGCCUGGGGGGCCAGAUAUUAUUUUACCUUCUUCAACACCAGACUCUGUUGUUCCGGACCCAAGUGAAGCACCUGGGGCUCCUAGCGAAAUUGCCCCACUGCCGACUUCUGAGGUCGCUCCUCCAGCACCAACUACUGAAGUUCUCGAUCCCACCCCAGUACCAUCUCAAGGAGGUCCUGGAGGCCCGGAUCUCAUUUUACCCUCUUCAGCUCCGGAUUAUGCGAUACCAGAUCCAAGCGAAACCCCAUUACCUACUUCCGAGGCUGUUCCUCCCGUACAGACCUCAGAAGUUGUUCCAUCAACAACUGAGCAAGUCCUUAUUCCAACUGAAGUAUCUCCAGAGCCCACUCAAUAUCUCCCAACUGGGAAUCCCGGGUCUCCUCCUGAUUUGAUUGUCCCAUCUACUGCAACCUACAGCUUUGGUACUGAGCCCGCUGGUGGUAGUCAGGAGACGGUGACCUCAACCUUGGAACUACCAACAAGUUUCACUACAGAAACUUCUUUGACUACAAUUGGCACAUCUACACCGACCCCGGAAUCUUCUACGAUUUUUGUUACACAAACCUCCUUCGUAGUAAUUAGUACUGAUACGCGUACUGCUAUUGUAACACUAUCUACUGGCCCAGCUGAGGUUGUCCCUACGCCGAUAACACAACUUUCUACCGUGUAUGUCACGCUUCCGGCGGAAACGGUUACCGUGUAUCCAAGCACUACGCCUGAUACCCCGGUGGUAUCGACAUCCGUACUAGGACCUGUUCAAACGACCGCACAGACUAGCUAUCCCCCAGAUCUCGUAGUGCCAUCUUCUGGCCCAGCGCCGACACAAGAGAUUAUACAUACUAAGUCGACUGUUCUUGAAUACUUUACAGUCACAAACACCCAGCAUCUUAUAGUCACCCAAUACAGCACUAUCUUUGCUAUACCAGCACCGCCAGCGCAAGAAACAGCAAUCCCAGCGCCAACAGAUGCUACUGCUAUUAUCACAGUAUCUGAAACCGCAACAGUUAGUGCAAGUGUCCCUUACCCACCUGCUCCAUCAGAUUUCGGCAACGUCAUUUCAGUGACUCUCACAGCCACCUAUCCUGUGCCACUGAUCCCGUACCCGGUUAUGGCCCCAAAUCCUGAAUCUGAAUCGGACCAGCCUUCAUCAGCUGUUGCACCAGAGAAUCCUCUUCGAACCGGGUUUAUUAUCACACCUCGUGGUAAUGGAUUGGCUCCUGAAGAGUUAUCAACUACACUGUCGAAAGCCGUAAAGACUGUAGAUGAUAGGCAGUAUGCUCCUACAGCGGUUGCCAACGUCAAACGGACAGUGAUCCAGCCUUUGGAAGUUAGGAGUGCUGCAUCGUACACCAUCGUUGGAUCUCGGUGCGCAUUCCCUAUGAUGGUCAUAGCCAUUGUUGCAUAUCUAAAUUUGUUCCUAUGA
This is a messenger RNA of Orbilia oligospora ATCC 24927, 3330 nucleotides long. RefSeq lists its product as uncharacterized. The coding region runs from base 1 to 3330 and encodes 1109 amino acids. The transcript has a single exon. The record is from RefSeq and is a predicted model, not a curated record. NCBI's taxonomy places the organism in Eukaryota, Fungi, Ascomycota, Orbiliomycetes, Orbiliales, Orbiliaceae.